CUGGUGAGGGAGACGAUGGCUGAGCAGGAGGCCGCGCCCGCCUUUGAAUGACGGGAGCUCGCGCUCGCCGAGGGAAGCGGCUCCCCCUCGGCUCGGGCCGCGUCGCCUCCAUCUCCGCCCCGCUCCGCGCUGGACAAGGCGAAGACCUCCAUCAUGGCCAUUACGCAAUUCCGUCUGUUUAAAAUUUGUACAUGCCUGGCAGCAGUACUUUCUUUUUUUAAGCGGCUAAUAUGCAGGACUGGAAGAGGACGAAAACUUAGUGGAGACCAAAUAACUUUGCCAACCACCGUGGAUUAUUCAUCUGUUCCUAAACAGCCAGAAGUAGAAGAUUGGUCUUCAUGGGAUGAAGAUGCACCCACGAGUGUGAAAAUUGAAGGUGGUAAUGGCAGUGUGGCCAAUCAGCAAAAUGGUUUGGAAGAAAUGGAGCCUGACUACUUUAAGGACAUGGCACCAACAAUAAGAAAAACACAGAAAAUUAUUGUUAAAAAACGUGAACCCCUAAAUUUUGGGAACCAGGAUGGCAGUGCAGGAUUUUCUAGUAGAUUAGCAGCUACACAAGAUGUUCCUUUUAUUCACCAAUCUCCGGAAUUGGGUGACCUGGAGACAUGGCAGGAAAACAGAAAUGCUUGGGAAGAAGAGGAAGAUGCAUCCUGGCAAGCAGAAGACGUUCUGAGGCAGCAGAAAAUAGCAGAAAGGGAAAAAAGAGCAGCAGAGCAACAAAGGAAGAAAAUGGAGAAAGAAGCUCAACGUUUAAUGAAGAAAGAGCAGAAUAAAAUUGGUGUGAAGCUGUCCUAACGCCACUUUGCGUUGGUCUCAUGGUGCCAGCAGAGGGGAGAGAAUUCAGCUUCUAAAGCAUAUGCAUCAUUUUGUAUUGAUCUCAGUAUUUUUAGAACUCCAGCUCACUGCUUCAUUUUUAAAGCCAUCUUGGGAGAGACACUUCUUCCAUAAAGUAACUUCAACUGGACGGUUCAAACAACAACAACAGCAUCAUCCCACCAAAUCCCACCAUGAAAGGGCAGUGUUUCCUUCAGAAGCCCUAUCCCACUGCACUCGUACUCCAAGAAGAGAUACUAUGGCAUAAACUCUUCAACUGCCUGUUUUUGACGCUAAAGGGAAAAAAGGGUGUAAAUAAUUGAAUGAUGGCAAACUAUUCUAUUGUCUAUUAUGCUUAUAACAGGAAAGGUGUGUAAUUAAAUAAUUUUAAAGAA
Elgaria multicarinata webbii is the source of this 1208-nucleotide messenger RNA. It is a transcript of the gene EBAG9, whose product is annotated as estrogen receptor binding site associated antigen 9. The record is from RefSeq and is a predicted model, not a curated record. The transcript is spliced from 7 exons. Gene Ontology annotation, cellular component: secretory granule. Bases 154 to 795 code for a protein of 213 amino acids. Lineage: Eukaryota; Metazoa; Chordata; Lepidosauria; Squamata; Anguidae.